CACUUUAAAAGGUCCCUCACCAGGCCCCAUUGCAAAUUUUGUUUAUACAUUGAAAGUUGUUGCGUGUCCUCUCGACAGCGUUCUGCCGCAAAUAUUUUUCAAAUCGGCUCAUUAAUAGCCGAGAUAGAAAUAUUUCAGUGUCACGAACCCAUAAUUUCAGGAGGCGAGCUUCUCCGCAAGCGUAGGCGCUCUCUCCACUUGCCCCGUCUAGCCUCCGCAAACAAGAUUACUUCCCUGCGUUCUCCCAUACCGCUCCUCGAGGUUCGUGUGACGCAUGCGUCACGGGCCCCGCCUUCAUCUUUUUUUUUCUCGCUUUUUUUUUUUGCGGCGCAGCGCACUUCCGCUGACGGCGUCGCGUGCGAGCUGUUGCGAUUGUCUCGCUUCGCGCGGCACACGAUCUUUCGCGCUGUGCACGAGGGCACCUGAAUAGCGGUGUAAGUCAGUGCUGCACGAAUACUGAGGCAGACACAAGCGUAUCACGGAGCACGAUCCCGCACCGGAACACGGUAGUAAACGACAUAGUUUCGGUGUCUGUGCGCGCGACUCCACGACGUGGGAACGAGCAGACGAAACGGAAGUGCAUCUCUCUUCUGCGGUGGGAAGUAAAACAAAAAAAAAAACAUGCAGACAUUCGGUUUGUGAGUUUUAUUAUUUCUCUAAGCUUUAAUUCGUCUAACCAAGCAACAUAUUACACUGAUAACAGAUGUUGGCUUGAAUAAUUCUCGAAGUCACGUGUCACCACGAGCGACGUCACAGCGCGGCGCACGUGGCGCACUAGCACGUGUACGUCAUCCUCCAGCUUGGAGCGCAGCGGCCGCGAGGAGGCAAAACGGCGUUCGGUUUAACAUUUCACAUCUUUCCGCGGCACGUAGCGAUGUAAUACUUUGCAGACACGAUCGUUAUCGCGCAAUGCAUGCUCUGCGCUUUUCUGCUCGAAAUGGCAGACCUGUUGAGAGGUCCUUUAAUAUGUCAAUGUGACGUUAUAUUUUCUAGCGCAAUCAUACUCUCCAUUACCCCCAUUUCUCACUAAUUACUGAGUCACAAUAAGACGAUUACUUUUUUUUUUAAAUUCUUCUCCUCGGUCAGUAACACCGAUACGACCAAUUGAAGGGGGGACAGGCAAUGUUUCGCAGAUCUGAAUGGUUGCAACUCGAUAUUGCCUCACAUGCGCACGAGCUAGAGGCAGGCGCGAAAAUGCACGUGUGUGGUUGCCAUUAAAAAAAAAAGAACUAGAAGCUAAGUAAAUAAAAAAAGUAGAUACGACAGAAUCAAUUAUGAAUAGACCGUCUAGCAUAGAGGGAAACGACAAAAAAAAAACUUUUACUGAAGGUUGUUUCUAACCUCUGACACAUCAGAGAAGAUAUAUUAAAAAGACACAGAAUGACAAUAACACGAAAAAAGACGAAAAAUAUCCUAGCAAGGCUGCCAUACCUCUAGAAUAAAAUUUCGCAUUGUUCUGCGAACAUUAACGAGUCUGUAUGCAGCAGUUACGUCAGGCUGACAUAAUUUUCAUUCGUUUGAACUUUUAUUCCGAGCAAAAAUACGAGCGAUGUAGGAGGAGACAUUUUCAGAAGUAUUGUCGUCAUGCGCUAACUUGUAUUGAGUCCUAUAAAUUUCACACAAUACGAUCUUUCUUAUGAUGCGGAGAACUCGUACUGCGUGGCUCGUUUUCUGAGCGAGUAGUGAAGUUGCGCUCUUAAUAUCCACAAUCAGUGCCAGUUUUUCUAGGGAUAAUUAAUGCAAUUGAAAAUUAAUUUGCACUAAUCCUCCUUUAUGGAACACCAUUAAAUAAAUUUAUAACCAGUAUGACGAUAGAGCAGUUUCAGUGUGAGGGUGGCUUUUCUUCGAGUGCUUUCUCAGGGGCUUAUAGUUACGAUAUAGAAAAUAAAUCCCCUCCUUUCCUCUGGGUAAGAAAGGUCGAAAACGUUAUCAUUCAAUCUCCAGAUGACAAAAAAAAAAAAAAUACACGAUAAAUGAAACAGCUUUGGCGAAACUAUUGCUUCGAUCGAUUACGCUUGUUCGAACACUCGUAAAAGCCAGAAGUGCACUUACUAGUUCCGGAGGCUUCUUCGAGGCAAAUGUUUCGUUUAUGACUGCAGUCGUUUUAUAAGAAGUGAAAAGAGGGCGACGAAAAUGAAAAAAACAACAACAACAACAACAAUAAACAAGAGACUGGAGUUCGCAGUUUGUAAUUAUAUUUCUUCACAACAAAAAGGAAAUGCGAGACCUAUUCUGAAAAUGACAUGGUAGAUCGACUAAAGCAGAAAACAUCGAUCCAUAUAAUGAUAAUACUAUCGCUUUGUAAAUAAGAAUUCUGUACACAACUUCCGCAACGCAAAUUAAUACGUUGGCUUUGUCCUUGCAUGGGUUGUGAGUUGCUGCUUUAGAGACUCGUGAUAUGUGUUUUGUCGCAGUGUUAAAAUGCUCCCAACGCGAUGCGUGAAUUGUUAUAGCGGAGUCAGAAGUUUCUGAUUUUUGUCAAUUAGGGCGGAAAGCUUUAAAGGUCAAAUAUACGCUUUUUAAAGUUACGAUAGCUGCGCUCGUCAAAAUCAUUCAUCAUUGGAAUUGAUGUGAAAUCAAUCCACACAAUCAAGGAACAGAAGAAAAAUCUAAGAUGUUGCAAGCUUCUCAUAUAAAAUUUAGCUAGCUACAAGCGGGCGCACCUAACACACCCGUUCUCUUGGCUUCUCGGCCACGCACGUUUAAGAGUGCCAAGUCAAGUGCUUAGCACCUUUUCACAGCGCACACACGCGCCUCCUGAUAGGAUCUGAGUGAGUUGUCAGCGGCGACACUUACCAAGUCGUCGUCAUCGCGCACUUCGGAGCAGCACGUUUCAGCUUCUUUCUUACUUUUCCCUUUUUUUUCUUCAUGCAGCUCCCCUCUAUUCCUCCUCUACGUUUUAUCAGCCGCGAUCGCCGUCUCGGGACGACGAAACCGCUACAGUGUAAACGAGAUAACUACGCCGGCCAGCUAAGUCGUCGAGCGUAUUUAAAGGAUAAAGAAAAAAAAAGAAAGAUCCCUCUUGUACGAGACGCUUCGGUACUUGUCGGGCAGUCGCCGACAGACAACGUCCCCUCAAAGCCACGCGUCGUCUGCUCCGCGUCGACUGCCUCUUCCUGGCGUGCGGCCACCUAAAGCGCCCGGAACCGCUUAUAAUUUAACACAAGACACGUGUACGAAACGAUGCUGUCCAGCUCCUCCAAGUCCCCGCUCGCGUUUGAAAGCGGGCUACCACUGCUCGUUUUUCUCCUCCUGAUAUCUUACACGGUGCAUCGAUGCGGAGCUCAGCAGCCACAGACUCAGCAGGUCACCACAGACUAUGGCACCAUCACUGGAAGUCUGAUGCAGGCUCCCGCGCCGGGCUUGGUGACUCAAGUGCCAGUGUACGCUUUCAAGGGGAUACGCUACGCCAAGCCACCCGUCGGUCGCCGCAGGUUUGAGCGCCCCGAGCCGCUGGACCAGCGCUCCUCGUUCAAUGAGAAUCUACAAGUGAGCCCACGUUGUCUGCAAUGGACGAGCUUCCCGUCGGAGCGUAUUGUCGGGGACGAGGACUGCCUGUACUUAGACAUCUACGUGCCAGCCACGUACUUCGCCACGCCUGCCACAAAGCUUGCAGUUGUGGUUUUUCUUCCGGGGCCCGACUUCAAAAGCGGUGGAAAAGAUGAAAUCAAACCAGGCUACGACUUUGGAUCAAGAAACAUCUUCGUAGUCGUCAACUACAGACUCGGUGUUUUCGGUUUCCUGAGCACAGAAGACGAGAACGGGAAGGGAAACAUGGGACUCUGGGAUCAGCAAAUGGCGUUGCGUUUUGUCAAGUCCAACAUCGCUGCCUUCGGAGGGAUCCCGGAGAAGGUGACACUCAUGGGCUUCGGCGCCGGAGCAAUGUCCGUAUCGUUCCACAUGCUCAAUGCUGCAUCGUCGGCUCUGUUUUCUCGGGCCAUAAUGUCGGGCGGCUCGGCCGCCAGCCCGGAGGCGACGAUCACCAACGCGUGGAGGAACGCCCGUCAAUUGGGACGCGCCGUCGGCUGCGGCCAGGAGGACGGCGCGUCGCUCAUCGCCUGCCUCAGGGCCAUCGACGCCGUCAAGCUCGUCGAGAAGGCGCAUUACGAACAGAUAAGAUUUUUGCCUAUUGUGGACGCGAACGUCACCACGAAUGCGUUCCUGACAAACUACCCCCGAACGAUGUUCUGCCAAGGUCGGUUCACGCCGAAACCAACGAUAUAUGGGUACACGAAAAACGCUGGAUCGCUUCGCUACUUUGAGAGGAUAAACCAAGUGGAGAAUCCAAAAAGCGUCGACCACAUAGUGCAAACUUACCUGAACGAAUUUUUCGACGAUGAGGACUCACGUGUUGGCGUCACGGCAGCCGUGAGGUUCCAGUAUUACAGGCCACGCAGCAAUCUUUCCAACGCCACGCGGAACGCGAUCAGUACCAUCAACAUGCUCACGGACUUUCUUGUGGGUGCUCCCAUCGAAAUGGCUCUGUCGGGUCACCUGCGGCUUCUACAGAGUACCUCGUAUACGUCUCCAAGCCCUGCUUACUUGUACAUAUUCGGAAUACCUAAUGCUCCAAGGACCUUCGCUAACCUCCAGAUGGGCUCCAGAGAGCUUUACGGGGCGACAUACAUGGACGACAUGCUCUACACAGUCAACACUGAAGGAUUGGUGCUGACGACGGAUACCGUCCGGGACCCUCUCAUUGUUGGCUACAUGACUACUUUCUUCAUGGCUUUCAUCAACGGACAGGCCCCCGGUGGAAUUCUGCAGCCCAUCAACCCUGCUCUGCGCCAGUACACCAACAUGUCGCUGGCGUACCCUGGAGGCCUGUCCGACGGCGUGCCGUACCGUCCUCAGGAGAUGGACUUCUGGAACUACUUCGUGCCCGACCUGCACCUGGAGCUGAACCGCACCAGCUGGGCGUCGUACCACAACGCGCGCGAGGCGACCCACUUCAAGGCGGCCACCUGGGGAACCACUACGCUCGUCGUGCUGCUGGUGCUCAUCAUCGUCGGGCUGCUGGCAGCCUUCUUCGUCUACCGGAGACAGAAGCAGAGGUCGAGGAAGCUCAACUCUCGAGAGGGCGUCGAGUUUCGACCGGUCACGCAGGACGUGAAAUUGUAGGGCGGCGGUUACCACUGUUCUCCGGCCGACGUACGUGGCUGCCCGACGAAAUACUAAAGAGAAACAUGCGUGCAAUGAAAUACUGCGGGACAGGAGCGAAAUUCCAACGAAAUGGCCAGAGUGCCUCCACUAAGGCAAUGCGUCGGCACCUAACUACCCUCACAGCUACUUUACCGCCCUAAUCUUUCAUACUUUCUUUUCAUACGAAGGAGUAAGCUCGUUUUCGCAAAGCCGUCGCCUUGACUAUUCACAGUCGAUGCAUUUAGCGACUUGCGUUGUUUUCAUAGUCGUGCUUAGCACACUUCACUGCCGUUCAGAGGCGGCAAUCAGGCGCCCAGACCAUAAGCGUAACGCCUGUGGGGCGCCGGUUUGAGAUUGCUGAAACAUUACCAUUUUUUUUUAAUAGUAUCUGCCUCGCACGCCAGCUUCGUCGAAAGUGUGACGGCUAACAGUUAAUGCCACGAUCGCCCUAUACUUCCGAUCGGUCAACUGUCGUGCAAUUUUGCUGCGUGAGUUUUUUCACGCCUGAGUGGCGUAACGUGACGCCAUCGCGAAGAAGGGCUGUGUUAGCGUCACAACUCGUCGGCCUGCACAUGACCCAGUCUUUUACGUAGACGUUGUCCGACGACCAUGUUAUAAACUGACGUCUUCCCAUAUCAUCCUGUGCCCGCACAACGGACUGCUCCGCAGGCUGUUCCGCACGCAGUAGUUCCGUAGAUCGGCCGGCUUCGAAGAGCUUCCGUACGACGGCCCUGGCGAGCAGACAGCGGAGCUGGAAACAUAUUUUUAUUAUCUACCCCACACUCUUCGCGAAUGCUAGCGGUAGACUGGUUUGAGAGUAGCGUCUACAUGGAUGUCGCUAAGAAAGGGCUGUUCAUAGCGAUGUAUGCUGUUUUGUCCAAAUUGGAUGAUGAUGAGUAUUCGUCUCCUCAAAAAUGGUCUUUCUGGCAACGCAACAGCACUUGUUGCCAGACUUACAAGGCCUUCUAGGGCAACUUAGCAGAGUGCGACUGCUGAUAUCCGCAUGUCAGGUAUGCCUUGACAUUUUCCGUCCGCGUACGUCAUGGACUAGAUGGUGCCAACAGCAAUCCGUGAUGUAUAGUCAAAUGAUACUCCAUCCGGCACGGAAAUCAAGAUUUGUCCCGUCGUGUGGAUGGGAUGCUAAUCCUGGUUGUAAAAGUUGUAAAACUUUCGAUGUGUUGAAAGAAGCUGGUGACGUCAUCUACCUGGCUGUAUUUUUGUGUCAUACUUUCUUUCUUUGAAUAAUGAUUGAAUCAAUCGAAACAAUAUCUAGUCAUCCUCGAUGUCGUCAUUCGUCGGUAGGUUGUGUUGAUGCUUUGUGGCGAAAUAUAUGAUUACCGCUUGUUUAAAAUUGUCCCUAAUGAAGCCUUUCUGUACACGUCGUGUUAGAGCUAGCAGUUUUUAUUGCAAACGUCGAAGCGUUAGUGACCAGUGAUAAGAGUUUGUUGUUUAACGAGUGCCUUUGGCUGAAUUACCGGCUCUCAUAGCUAGUUAUCAUAUUUUUGCAUUCGAACUUUUGUUCAAAUCCACCUGUGUGCCACCGCUGAGAGCCAGCAUAAAUUUUCGCCGACUCAUUACAAUGUUGUUGGAACUAUAGGCUGCCGUGUUUUUACGUCGAUCAUGUGUGUCCUCUUUUGCAAAAUAUGUUUUGCUGUCAUCAAGCACAUUUUGUUUAAUUAUUAUAAGUAUUCUUGGUAGUGCUAAUCUUCAUGCUAUUUUCCCCACGUUCAAGGUUUCGCUGAACAUAGUAUUUAUAUCAUUUUACUUGUAUAUGACAUACAGCCGUGGUACUUAUAGCACUCACAAAAAUAAUGACACGGAAUUCGCACUUGCGCACAAGAGGGAGCUUCAGCUCAGAAGCUUCUUCCUGUAUAAGUGUAAAUGAAGAAAGCAAGCCACAUUUUAAUGUUUGUUACAUAUGAAAGAGAAAAUCAGAAUCGACUGACUGCUGGGAGCAAAUGCUUAAUUUUAGGCUUCUAACUUGCAAAAGUUUAAAACUCUAAAAAGAUGCCUUGUCAACCUUUAAUUCUAUUGAUUCGGGAGGAAUCAAAAAUCACAUUAGUGAACAGUAUCAGUUAAGAUUUCAAAAGUGGAUAAUAUAUACCUUUGAUCACACUGAAACGUGUCAAUAAUUCUUGGCAUGAAUUUCCCGAAGCACAUGUAAGCAGUGGAUCGAUUUCAUGUAAGCUGUUGACUAAUAUAUUGUAUUUACUUGGUUUAGUCAAUAGGUGCAGCUUGUAGAAAUGUAUAUCUAUAUACCUAUCGCACUUAGCGAAGUACUGUAGUUGUAAACUUGGUUCUCAAAUUCUAAUUUAUCAGUUUUUGUGAAGCUUCUUGCGAAAUGUUGAUGCCUUCAAUCAAAUCACUACUUCCGACAAUCGGUUAGUUUAGCUUUACCUCCUAAAUAAUUGAAAACAUCUGUUCAGCGGCUGCACAAGACAGAAUUUCUGCAUUUGAGAUGAAGACGUGAAUGUGAUUUUGACCCCUAGCUGUUGCCUUCUCUUAAAUCCAACGAUGUGCUUCUUCUGAACUUUCAGGAUCGACAGUUGAAUGUUUUUAUCGUCGAUUUAUUCAAUAAAAGGCUUCUCACAGGGUUGGGAAAUCGCAGCAGAAACACGUGAGGCCUAGAUCACGCGAUGCAGAUCAUGUGUACACAUUUAUUACACCAACGCAUGCCACCGAAAGCCACUGCAAAUUCAAACAAAAAGAACACAUCUUCUCGAAUCGGCGACUUGGCCUUCCCACGAAGUGACGUCGUACGUGUGGCCCUUCGCGCCACACCCACACCGUCUGCACUGCACAAAUAACCAGCGGCAGCAGCUUGAACUCGGGGAUACUUGGAAAUGCUCCACGUGAGAAAAAAAUUAAAAAGAAAGACAAGGGAGAUAAAACAAAGAAAGCGGAGGCCGUGGAGUUUACGUGAGGCGAAGGUGGUCACCUAAAUAAACAAAGAAAAAAAAAACUGAGGUGUACUCUUGGCUGCGAUGCUGGAAAAGGCAGCUAUAGGAGAACAGCUUCGCUUGCGUUUGCUCGGCCAACGCAAUGGGAGAGAGUCUUUCGCGGAGAGGCUGAUUCGCAUCCUCGCUUCUUUUGCUUUAUGACUUUUCGUUUGUUUGUACUUCGCCUACUAAUUAAUUAUUUGACAUUUUUUUUGUGGCAUAACGCUCUCUAUGCGGCGCUUUACAACUUCUAACAUACAAUCGAAAUUUCCGGCGGAGCCUGGUGAGGAGCUUUUUAAACAAUGGAAGCUGAACGCUUCAUUGUUUGUUUUAGUAAUUUCGCUCGUUGUCUUCGACAGACCCAGAAUACCUACUGUGAUUACUUUUUCUACAGUCUCUGGUAUGUGGUUUCUGCCAGGUCCAGCGUUUCUACGACCUAAUACGAGCAUUCCCAAACGGCAGCCAUUAUUUUUGUGUGUGCGCGCGUUCAUGAUCGUGACGUCGUCCCAGAGCAAAACUUCGUUACUUCUGUUCCGGUUCCCGAUUGGCGGAUGCUAAUCUAAGUUUAGAUCCCUGCCGGCUUUGCUCCAUUAUGGCGUUUUGCUGAAAGUGAAAAGGGGAUUGGCGGCUGGACCGCUCGUAUCGUCUUUAUAAUAACCUAUAAUCGUUGUGUAAGGUAUUGCUUUCUUUUCCCUGCAUUGAAGAAUAAAGCGGUGUCAGAUAUAACAAA
Messenger RNA from Dermacentor andersoni, 8811 nucleotides. RefSeq names its product juvenile hormone esterase-like. The record is from RefSeq and is a predicted model, not a curated record. NCBI's taxonomy places the organism in Eukaryota, Metazoa, Arthropoda, Arachnida, Ixodida, Ixodidae.